CCAAUUGUACGCAGCGGACUCGGCGGGUUUUCAUCCAAACUCCAAAGCGUCUGCCCGCUGCCGGUGUCGCCUUGUCUCCUUUCGGCCGAAAUCUCCGUCUCCAGCCUUCCAGCCUUUAUUCUUUGAUUUCCCCCUUUUAGAAAAGAAAAAGAAUGCUGGCCGAAGAAGAAUUUCUUCUUUUCCCGUCUUGCGACCAGCUUUGAGAGUUUUUGUCGUCUAUCGAAACAUUUGCCAUGUACCUGGAAGAGUGUGCCGUCGCCGACGUCCGUGAAGAAGUGGUCAAACUUCUCAAAUUGCUCGGGAUCAAGCACAACUUGAAGAAAGCCGACUACAAGCCUCAGGGGGAAACACAAAUUGAAGUUUAUCAUGUAUUUAAAACUGCAUUAGAAUUACUUGAAAAAGAGAGCGUCCUUUUACCUCAGAGUGGAGUUCAAGUUGAAAUUCCUGUUUUUAUUAUAGACUCAUGUAGAUUCAUAGAACAAAAUCUAUUAGUUGAAGGUCUUUUUAGAAAAGCAGGAUCUACGUCAAAGCAAAGAGAGCUGAGAGCUCUACUGGAUUGUGGAAACCGAUUGGAAAUCACCGAUGAACAUCACGUAAUUAAUGUGGCUAAUUUACUUAAAUUAUUCUUCAGAGAGCUUCCGGAACCACUUAUACCAUAUAAGUUUCACAACACAUUUCUCAGGUGUCUCUCUUUAAAGCAAAAAAAGGUGGAAGCCAUUUUGUUAUGUUGCUUACUACUUCCAACUGAUCACUUAAAUGCAUUGGCAUAUUUAUUAGUGUUUUUAAAUCGUGUAACUCAACAGAAAGAUUUUAACAAAAUGGAUGUUGGCAACCUGGCGAUUAUUUUUACACCGAACGUAAUGCCAGUCAAUGCACCGAAACUUACUGCACAAGGCAGUGUGAAAAUAAACCGUCACGUCUUAAUUGUGCAGACGCUUAUAGAAAAUGCAACUUUGGUUGGAGUUUUACCUGAAGCGAUAUGUGAUAAAUUAGGAUAUUUGAACGUUUCGACGUCCAGCACGGUUGACAUGGACAUGUCUCAAAAUGUUAGCAUUAAGAAAAGAAGGAAGAGAAGGAGCAAUUCUCUUACAAAAAUGAUCUCUGGCUUUAAAAAAAUCAUGUCCAAGUCUUCUCCCGAUUUCACCGAGGGUAUGGAUUCUCCUGUGCCUAACCUCAGUGCUCAUACUCCGAAACUUAUUCUUUCGAGGAAAAGAAAAAAUGAAAGCCAAGGAUUUUCGAGCAAAAAAAAAUGUGAAAUGAUUGAUAUGCUGCCAGGAAAAGUUAUUCUGCCCAACACACCUUUUAAAAUUAAAUACUCGUCAACGACAAUGCUCACCCCACGUACUCUGAUUUCUAGUUUUAAACAUGGAAGUCCUCCUCAAAAGCAUAAAAUAAAACAUUUGCAACCAACUGCCAACCCAAAGUGUACCAAAAAGAACAAUGCUGCUAUGGACAUGGCUUCAAGAAAAUGUAAAAAUGUGGAAAACAAAUUAUUUGAGACCAGCAAUGGACGAAGUUAUAAUAAAUGUGAAGAGUUUACGAACUCGGCAGAAACCACGUCUGAAGAAUAUGUGAGGAUACCCAAAGAAGAAUAUGAAUCGAUUAAAAAAAGGGUGAAUAACAUAGAGAAUUGUUUAGACAAUGAACUUGAAAAUAUAUUGGGCGUAACAAUCAGUGAUUACGAGGACAGUACAGUUGAACCUAACGGGUUAGGUUUACUCUCAAACAUUGAAACAGCAUAUGCAAAAACUAUGGAAGAAUCAGGAAAAUUGAAUUGCAGUUCUGUUUCCCAAAAAUUGCAGAGAGAUUUGAGAAUAAGACGUAAAUCUGAUCAGAUUAUAAGAUCUCCGAGCGCCAGAAAAAUUGGUUCGAUUCGAAGAUCCCGUGAGAAUAUUUCUCUCAAAAAUGAGUUGAGGAGGCACUCUUCUUUAAAUGUAAAUGAUAGACGUGUCGGUGAUCAUGUGACUUCUUCAAGAUCAUUGCGUCGAGGAAGGCCGAAUACGAUUUACACGGGGCUUCCUCAGCCUUCCCCUCAAGUGCACAGUACGUUAGAUCUUAACGAAGAAAUGGAUGUAAGUUUUCCUAAAGUGGAGGAAACAAGAGAUGAAAAAGACCAUCAAAAUAACAAUUGGGAAUUGGCGAAAGAAUAUUUUUCCAAAAAUGAAAAGAUGGACAUUAAAGAAAGCGGAAGAGUUUCAAUUACGCAAAUAAGAAACCAAAAUCUCGGAAUGGUAUUGGCAAAGGCUAAAUUAUAUGACAGCUUAGCUUCAGAAAAUUUAAAAAAUGAUACUGAAGACACUAGAGCUCCGGUGCCUAGAAAUAAAAAAGGGCAAUCACCAAAGAUCGCCAUACGUAAUCGACUUAUCCAAGAAGGCUCGCAGAUAUCAAACCUGUCUACAAGAUCGAGCAGCAGUCAAGACAUAAAAUACAGCAAUGUAAAAGUAAGGCCUUCAAAAUCGUUUAACACAACGUCAACGGUAAAAUGUUACGACAGCCUGUUUGCACAAUCUCCUCAGAGAAACAGCGAUAGGCUACGACAGUUUAAGACUGGUCAUUAUCUCUCGCCAAAAAAAUUAAAAAGGGCAGGGGACAAAUUGUCAAACUCCUCUUCUUUGUCUGACAACGUCACAAGACGGAAAUCUCUUAGAAUCGUUACCAUUAAAAAUGAUUUAAAAUAAAAAUAUUGUAAAUAGAAUAAAAUAUUAUUCAUAAUGAUUGAUUGA
Molecule: messenger RNA, 2723 nt
Organism: Cimex lectularius (bed bug)
Lineage: Eukaryota; Metazoa; Arthropoda; Insecta; Hemiptera; Cimicidae
Product: rho GTPase-activating protein 11A-like
Exons: 11
Coding region: 234-2678 (814 amino acids)
Biological process (GO): signal transduction
Source: RefSeq, a predicted model, not a curated record